AAGACAUUCUCCGCUGCUUCGUGUUUUAAUCUUUCUCUCCAACAAAAGAAGAUCUUUAAACAACAACAACAUCAGCAACAGCCUCUUUUUGUACCAUAUUACAUUCAUCAACACUCACAACAAUUUAGAGAAUUUUCUUCUUCGACUUUAAAAAACAAAAUAAUCAACAUGACUAUUGCUCAAGUUCUUCAAGAUGAAAAAUUGAAACACUUUGUUUGCCCAGAGAAGGUUCCUGUUACUAGAUUGGAAUUGGAUGAAGCUUGGAAUGCUUUGGAUGAACAACAAAAGUUGUAUGCUCACUACUUUUCCAGAGCAGCUAUUAGUGGAACAGGAAUUGUUUUAGGGCAAUGUUCUGAAGAAUCUCCAUUGAUUUACAAAUUGUUGGUUUUGCUUUGUGAUGAUUUGGCAUUAUUGAAGGAAAAGACAUUGAAUGCUGGAGUGAGUGAAAAGGACUAUGAUUCCUUCUUGCAAUAUUCUGUCCAAUUCUUUGGUAAUUUGGGAAAUUAUGUGUCCUUUGGUGACAGUAAAUUCGUUCCAAGAUUGGAGGUUUCAGAAUUUGAAAAGAUUGUUAAUUGUGUAAAUAAUGAACAAGCUGUUACCUUGUUCCAACAAGUUAAGGAACCAUUGUAUAGUUUGGAUACUAAUUUAUUGGAAUUAUCCUUUGGUAACUCUUCAUAUUAUAAUAGAGAAGUCACUUCUCAUGAUGCUGAAAGAGUCAAGUCAUUCAUGGAAUCCAACUCAAUUGCUGCUGAAAAUACUAGACUUUUCAAGACUGGAGAAAAUCAAUUCGAACUCAAGAUUGCAAGUGCUAGUCCAAAGGCUUCCACCACUCACACCCAUGAAGAUUUGACCAUUACCACUACUUAUGGUGAUUUCAGUAAGGAAUUGGCUGGUGUUCGUGACAAUUUGGAGAGAGCUCUUCCAUAUUCCGCAAACGAAUUCCAAAAGAACAUGUUAAUCAAAUAUCGUCAACACUUUGAUGGAGGUGAUUUCAAAGAUUUCUGUGACUCUCAAAUUCAAUGGGUUCAAGAUAAGGGGCCUAUUAUUGAAACCAACAUUGGUUUCAUAGAGACCUACCGUGAUGUUUUAAGAGUCAGAGCAGAAUUUGAAGGAUUUGUUGCUGUUGUCAAUCGUAUUGCUAGUAUGAAAGCCCAAGCUGUCGUUGAGGAUGCUGAAAAAUUCAUUUCUCGUUUGCCAUGGAAUACUGACAAGACUAAUGGAGACAAGAAGCCAUUCGAAGUUGAAACAUUUACCAAGCCAGAUUUUACUAGUUUGGAGGUUUUGACAUUUACAUCAAGUGGUUUGCCAGCUGGUAUCAAUAUUCCAAAUCAAUUCUUUAUCAGAGAAUCUCAUGGUUUCAAGAAUGUUUCUUUGGGUAAUGUUCUCAAUGCUCCAACUGCUCAAGGUGAAGAAAUUACCUUCUUGAAUGAGGAAGAUAAGAAGAUUUUCAAGGACUACAAAGGAAAGGCAUUUGAAAUUCAAGUCUUGAUUCACGAAUUGCUUGGUCACGGAAGUGGUAAGCUCAUGAAGGAAAAUGACAUUAAGGGUAUUAUUCACCCAAUUACCAAACAACCAAUCACUACCUUCUAUAAGGAAGGCGAAACUUUCAAUAGUGUAAUUGGUGAAAUCAGUAAUGCUUUUGAAGAAUGUCGUGCUGAAUGUACUGGUAUCUAUUUGUGCUUGGAUAGAGAAAUCUUAAAGAUUUGUGGUGUUGAAGGUGAAGAAGCUAACAAGAUUAUCUAUGCCAACUGGUUGCUCAUGGUUAGAUCUGGUUUGUUAGCUCUUCAAUUCUACAACCCAGAUACCAAGACUUGGAAUCAAGCCCACAUGAUGGCCAGAUAUUCAAUUCUCAGAGUUUUGAUGGAAGCUGGAUUGGUUAAAAUCAGCAAGUUGGAAGAUGAUUUACAAAUUGUUUUUGAUGGUAGCAAGAUUGAAACUGCUGGAAAGGAAGCAAUUGGAAACUAUUUGCUCCAUAUCAAUGUUUCAAAGGCUACUGCUGACAAGGCAGAUGCUACUCAACUUUUUGGUAAAUAUACAGCUGUUAAUGAAGAAUUUGUUGAGAUGAGAAAGAUUGUCUUGAAUAAGAAACAACCAAGACGUGUGUUUGCUCAACCUCAUACUGUCAUUAAUAAGGACGGUAAGGUUGAAUUGCUAAACUUCCCAGCAACAUCUGAAGGAAUGAUUAAUGCCUUUGUUGCCCAAGCAAAGCUUAAUCAAUAAAUUAUUUAUUUAUUGUC
Naegleria gruberi is the source of this 2237-nucleotide messenger RNA. RefSeq names its product dipeptidylpeptidase. NCBI's taxonomy places the organism in Eukaryota, Heterolobosea, Eutetramitea, Acrasida, Naegleriidae. The record is from RefSeq and is a predicted model, not a curated record. The transcript has a single exon. Gene Ontology annotation, molecular function: dipeptidyl-peptidase activity; metalloexopeptidase activity. Gene Ontology annotation, cellular component: cytoplasm. Gene Ontology annotation, biological process: proteolysis. The coding region runs from base 169 to 2220 and encodes 683 amino acids.